ACUCUCUCCAAACGCAGGAGAUAUCUUUGUUGAUAUGAAAUGAACUAACAUUGAAGGCCUUUGUAUUUCGGUGAGACUGUAGAUGUCACGUGACGUCAACCAGGAAGCAAGACCGAGUUGUGUUGUCUCGAGGUGUUACACAAACAGACACAUCAUGGCAACUGAUAUUGACAAUUGGCAAAGUGGAAAGUCCUUGGCGGCAAGCAACCUGCACAUGUUGGACAGUUUGUUGUUGGCUGAUGUGACCUUCCUCGUUGGAGAUCAAAGGGAGGCAAUCCAGGCUCACAAAUUCAUUUUAGUCAGCCGUAGUUGCGUGUUUCACACGAUGUUCUGUGGAUCAAUCCCCGAGACGGGCCAAGUAGUGAUUCCUGAUAUUCAGACAGACAACUUCAAGACCUUUCUAAGGUACCUCUACACGGGGAAGGUCGCGUUAACUCCUAACACUGUCCAUGGUCUGAUGUACGCUGCUAGGAAAUACAACGUCCCAAGACUGGAAACGCAAUGUGAGAAGUUCUGCUUACAAUCUCUGUCGCCUAGCAACGCAUGUGUAUUCCUACAACAAGCGGUCCUGUUUGAUAAAGAAGACCUGAAGGACAGAGCUCUUCUGGUAAUUAAAUCCAGAGAGGAGGUGACUUUUGCUAGCGAGGGAUUCUGUGAGCUAAGCAAGGAAUGUCUAAAGCUGAUCCUGAAGGCAGAUGACAUGAGAGUUGACGAGAUUUGCAUCUUCCGAUCUGUGAUGUCGUGGGCGGAAGCUGAAUGUAGACGUCAGGGAAGGGAGGUAACUCCAGAUGAGAAAAGAGAAGUUCUGGGAGAAUGUUUGUUUCUCAUUCGUUUUCCAUCCAUUUCAAUGGCGCAAUUUGCCACAACUGUCUGCAAUGAAGGUAUUUUAAGUGAUGCCCAUGUCAUAAUGUUCUUACGAAAAUACUCUAUCAGCCAUCUGGAUAUACGGCCGUUCUGUGACAUAUCUCGGAAAUCUCCAGUCUAUAACUUGUCUCGCUUACCUCCUGACCAAGAGUACCACGAGACUCGUAACUGUGGUAUAUAUCGACGUGAUGCGUUGUAUAUAUCCUGUGAUGCCAGUUUUCACCUGACCGGGCUGAGGAUGUAUGCUGGGAAGCUGGCGAACAAGGUGUCUGUAGACAUAGUUGUUACUAACAGUGAUGACACAACCCUGCUGAAGCACCACCAGGACGUGGAUGUGACAGAGGGACAACUCUCAGAUGUGGUGAUGUUUCCUUCACCUCUGUCUGUUAGCAAAGGAAAGAAGAUAAAAAUCAAAGUCACCAGGCGCAGUUCAUUUUAUGUUUAUACAUGUGUAAUGAACAAUCAGCGAGUAAUGAGGCAUGAAGCAUCUGGUGUUGUGUGGACACUGGUGCACUGUGAGGGAAGUAAUUCUAAAAACAGCCUAGCCUAUGGAUUCCUUACUGGGAUUUUCUACGAAUGGUAGUGUGUUUACCUUUUACCCUGAUCCGUAUUAAUAAAUUCAGAUGACCCAGAGACAACUCUCCUUCCAACUCCUCCAUCUCUGUACGACAGUGGGGCGGUGGGGUAGCCUAGUGGUUAAUGCGUUCGCUCGUCACGCCGAAGACCCGGGUCCGAUUCCUCACAUGGGCACAAUGUGUGAAGUCCUGGUAAAUUCUGAUGUGCCCCUCCGCUACAUUGCUAAAAACGGAGUAAAACGAUACUCACUCACUGUACGACAGUAAUGUAUUCAGGAAAUGCCGCAUUUGAAGAAUAGACAUAUUUGAUGUUUGAUGAUUAGUUCUUUUUAACAUGUGGCACCUUGACGACUAUUAUAAGAAGUUCCGAGGCUACAUUACGACCGUACCAACUAGAAGAAACACCACGUUGCUAAGAUCUUUACAUUCUGUGUAUAAAGUCUUAUCAUUUUUACGUUUGUGACCGUGUUGUCCCAAGGAUAUAUUUUGCAACCAACUUUCUAUCAAUGCAGAAAAUUAAUCAACAAAGACAGUGUCGUUUGAGACCGAAGAUUUCCUUGAAUUUUGGAACUUUUUGACAGCCAACUGUGACGUCAUAGUUUCAGCGUCAUAGUGAGUGGUAGGCUUGAUGAUGAUUUUAUGGGUGCCCACGUCACGUUCUCUUCCUAAGUUGCUGAAGUUCAAUGCUUGUUUUACAUGCGAGUGUAGUAUUAUAAUGAAACAAAAAUUCAUUUCGGCUCCAAAUUUUAAAUGAACGCUAGUAUCAGUGUUUCCAUAAUUCAGAUCGGCAAUCCACUCAAACCAGUGUACCCACACCAUGGCGCUUCACCAAAGUUCUAUAUCCAACGACAGAUGAAUCAAUUCAGUACUUAAUGAGCCUUUUCGUUUAAUAAUAGUUUCAAAACUAUAUCAUCCACAACAUUACAUAUAUAUUGUCACGGUGCUUAGUAAACGAUUAGGUCGCCUACGAUAGAGCAACCGCUGACCCACAGAGGAGCCGACUCGAAUCUGUCAAAAACGGCCAAGAAUACAGGCUUGAUUUCCAGAUGCAUUUCAGCGUAUCCCACUUGCGUGGAUCGAUGCUCAUGACGUCAAUCACUGGAUUGUCUGGUCAAGACUCGAUUAUUUACAGACCGCCGUCAUAUAGCUGGCAUAUUGAUGAGUGCAGCAUAUGCAACAUAUACAUGAUUGCAUUUUGAGGCAUCUGUCUGGGAAAGAUCCAAACUAACUUAAAGAAGUUGGUUGAGAAAUAUUUGGCAUUCAUUGUUAAUAAUCCAUGACUGACUGCCAUCGUACAACAUUUGCAAAGGACCAUGCGAAUUGAUCAGAUUAUAUGCUAAGGCAAUAUGUUUGGCACAGGUUUGGUGUAUAAAAGUUUACAUUUUCAGUUCAUGUUCUUGCAUAUUUUAAGCCCCUGUAUGAGUCUGAUUCUCUCAUUUUAUUCACAAAAUAUGAAGGAUGAAUUUUUCUAAUGUUUUAGGUCGUCUUAGGUAAACUAGACUGGAAGUUGAGAUUCUUCUGAAUGCACAGUAUCCUUGAGCCCUGAAAUGAAUUGAGUUCUCAUUUUAAAAAUAAAUAUAUACGGGUAAAUACUCGCCACCACGUACAUUAUAUAAACUUUUUAACAUAUGUAAACAGGACAACUGAUACAAAUGAAGACGUGUUAGCCUUUGAAUUAUCUAAUAAAAAAUAUCGGGAACAUA
Molecule: messenger RNA, 3142 nt
Organism: Haliotis rufescens (red abalone)
Lineage: Eukaryota; Metazoa; Mollusca; Gastropoda; Lepetellida; Haliotidae
Product: BTB/POZ domain-containing protein 6-like
Exons: 3
Coding region: 83-1447 (454 amino acids)
Biological process (GO): neurogenesis
Cellular component (GO): cytosol
Molecular function (GO): protein binding
Source: RefSeq, a predicted model, not a curated record